ACCUUGAAGUCUACUCCAUGUUUCAAAGGCUAGAGGAAAUGAACACGCAGACAGUGUUGGUGUCGUUUGAAGAUCUGGUUAUUGAGUUUACCCAGGAGGAAUGGAAGAUCAUGGACAAUGCUCAGAGGACCUUGUACAGGGAUGUGAUGCUUGAGACCUAUAGCAAUCUGCUUUCCUUGGGAUACUACAUUAGCAAGCCUGAUGUGACCUUGGGACAUGCAGCAAUGCCAUGGACAGUGGAAAAACCUGUAAACAAGCAAGUUUCAGAUGCCCAUAGAAAGAGUGAACUAGUUGGAAAUCAGAAAAGUCAAGAAAUAAAUUUAAGGAAAGUUGUAAUCACCAAGUCAAGUUUAAAUUUACAGAAGAGAGUUCACACAGAUGUGAAACUUUAUGAAUGUAAAGACUGUGGGAAAGCCUUUUGUGACAAGUUAUUUUUCAGUAUGUAUCAGGGAAAUCACACAGGAAUGAGACCAAAUGAGUGUACAAAGUGUGCAAAAGUUUUUUGUCAUCACUCAGAUCUAAUCACACAUCAAAGAAUUCACACAGGGGAGAAACCUUAUGAAUGUAAAGAGUGUGUCAUAGCGUUUUGCCAGCCAUCACACUUAAGCAAACAUCGGAUAAUUCACAGAGGAAAGAAAUCUCAUGAAUGUGGAGAGUGCGGAAAAGUCUUCGGUUACAAGUCAGUUCUCAGUGCACAUCAGAGAAUUCACACAGGGGAGAAACCUUUCAAAUGCAAAGAAUGCGGAAAAGCAUUUUCGCAGCAAGCAACACUAAACAAACAUCUGAGAAUUCACACAGGGGAGAAAUCCUAUGAAUGCAAAGAGUGUGGAAAAGCCUUUUAUGGUAAAUCAUCUCUCAUUAAGCAUCAGAGAAUUCAUGGUGUGGAGAUACCUUUUAAAUGUAAAGACUGUGGAAAACCCUUUCCUACUAAUUCAUCUCUCGUUACACAUCAGAGAAUUCACAAAGGGGAGAAACCAUUUAAAUGUACGGAGUGUGGAAGAGCAUUUUGCCAGCAAUCAAACCUAACCAAACAUCAGAGAAUUCACACAGGGGAGAAAUGCCAUGUAUGUAAAGAGUGUGGAAAAGCCUUUUCUGAUAAGUCCUACUUCGUUACACAUCUGAGAAUUCACACAGGGGAGAAACCAUUUAAAUGUAAGGAGUGUGGAAAUGCCUUUUAUAGAAAAUCGGCUCUCAUUAAACAUCAGAAAAUUCACACAGGGGUGAAACCUUUUAAAUGUGAAGAAUGUGGAAAGGCCUUUUAUGAUAGGUCAUCUCUCAUCAUACAUCAGAGAAUCCACGCAAAGGAAAAACCUUUCGAGUGUAACAAGUGCAGAAAAGCAUUUUCCCAUCAGUUACUACUAAGCAAACAUAUGAUUAUUCACACAAGGAAGAGAUCCCAUGGAUGUGAGAAAUGUGGCAAAUCCUUUUAUGGCAAGUCAUCUCUCAUUAAACAUCAGAGGAUUCAUACAGGCAAAAAAUCUCAUGAAUGUGAAGAGUGUGGAAAAGCCUUUUAUGAUAAGUCACAUCUCAUAAAACAUCAGGGAAUUCACACAGGGAAUAAACCUUUUCAAUGUAAACAGUGUGGAAAAGGCGUUUGUUAUAAAUCAUCUCUCAUUGCACAUCAGAGAAUUCACACAGGGGAGAAACCUUUCAAAUGUAAAGAGUGUGGAAAAGCAUUUUCACACCAAUCAACACUAACCAAACAUCUGAGAAUUCACACACGUAAGAAGUCCUUUCAAUGUAAAGAGUGUGGAAAAGGCUUUUAUGAUAAUUUGUAUCUCAUUAAACAUCAGAGAAUUCACACAGGUGAGAAGCUUUUUAAAUGUAAACAGUGUGGAAAUGGCUUUCCUACUAAGUCAUCUCUCAUUGCACAUCAGAGAAUUCACACAAGGGAGAAACUUUUUAAAUGCAUAGAAUGUGGAAAAACAUUUUGCCAGCAGUCACAACUAAACAAGCAUUUGAUGAUUCACACAAGGGAGAAACCUUUUAAAUGUACAGAGUGUGGAAGAGCAUUUUGUCGGGAGUCAGCACUAACCAAACAUCUGAUGAUUCACACAGGGGAGAAACCAUUUAAAUGUACAGAGUGUGGAAAGGCAUUUUGUCGGCAGUCAGCAGUAACCAAACAUCUGAUGAUUCACACAGGGGAGAAACCAUUUAAAUGUACAGAGUGUGGAAAGGCAUUUUAUGAUAAGUCAUAUCUCACUGUACAUCUGAGAAUUCACACAGGAGAGAAACCUUUUCAAUGUAAAGACUGUGGAAAAGCCUUUUACAGAAAAUCGUUUCUCAUUAGACAUCAGAGGAUUCACACAGGGGAGAAACCUUUUAAAUGUGAAGAAUGUGGAAAAACCUUUCGUGAUAAGUCAAGUCUCCGUAGACAUGAGGCAAUUCACACAGGGAUGAGACCAUAUGAGUGUACAAAGUGUGGGAAAGCUUUUGGCCACCUUGCACACGUAAUGAUACAUGAAAGGAUUCACACAGGAGAGAAACCUUAUGAAUGUAAACAGUGUGGAGCAGCAUUUGGCCGGUUAUCACACCUAAGCAGACAUCAGAGAAUUCACAGCGGUAAGAAAUCUCAUGAAUGUGAACAAUGUGGAAAAGCCUUUUAUGAUAACUCAUCUCUCAUUAGGCACCAGAAAAUUCACAUGGGAGAAACCUUUUAAAUGUAAAGAAUGUGGAAAAAUCUUUACAUGUCAUCUCUUAUGGAACAUCAAAAUUCACACAGGGGAAGAACUAGUAAAGAGUGUUGAAAUUCUUUUUUGAUAAGCCAUGUUUCAUUAGACAUGAGAGAAUUCACACAAGGUAGAAGCUUUAUAAAUGUACAGUGUAGAAAAGUAUUUUAGCAGCAGCCACACAUAAGCAAAUAUCUGAUAAUUCACAGUACAGAAAUCCCAAGUAUAUAAAGUAUGUGGAAACCCGCUUUAUUAUAAGUCAUUUCAUU
Molecule: messenger RNA, 2938 nt
Organism: Ochotona princeps (American pika)
Lineage: Eukaryota; Metazoa; Chordata; Mammalia; Lagomorpha; Ochotonidae
Product: zinc finger protein 420-like
Exons: 4
Coding region: 18-2660 (880 amino acids)
Biological process (GO): regulation of transcription by RNA polymerase II
Molecular function (GO): DNA-binding transcription factor activity; RNA polymerase II cis-regulatory region sequence-specific DNA binding
Source: RefSeq, a predicted model, not a curated record